AUGCAAAAGGCGCUCAAAGGCCUUCCGCCUAAGAUUCGCGUGCUCUUCACCACCGACAGCAGCUGGCUAGAGCUCAAUCUUGGGCAGAAGCUGGACAUUGAAAUCAAGCCUCAAUGUGAAGAUAUUGAGGCCUACGUGCGACAUAGGAUUGACAAUGCCCCUGAACGAAAACCGCAUCUCAAGGAGGCGGAGGAAGAUGUUGUUGAGACGGUGACCAGUAUUGCUUGCAAGAGCAAAAUAUUUCUCUUGGCCGAACUACACAUGAAUCUCCUCAGCAAGCAGUCCACUCGCGCAGAGAUAAGCGAAGCUCUGCGCCAGCUUCCAAAUCAUACCGAGGAGGUAUUCGAGCCUUCUGUUCAACGAUUACUGAUUCUCGAGAAUAAGAGAGACGAGAAGUCGAGGCUCACAUGGAGGUGGGCGAAGCACGUUCUGACUUGGCUGGUUCACGGGAGGCCAGGCCUUACUGCCGACCAAAUUCGAGACGGCUUCGCCAUCUCGCAAAGCCAAGGUGGGGAUUACAAGUCGUAUCGACCCAGUAUUGACGAUCUGGUCUCUUCAUGCGAUGGCUUGGUUGCCAAAAAGUCCGAUGAGCAAUCGCGUAUUCUUUGUCUUGUCCAUGAUUCAGUGAAGGACUUGCUUUUCGAAAGAAAAGUUUUACUACCAAAACCAACAGGAGACAUGGCUUCCAUUUGCCUCAAGUUCUUUUGCAUCCCGACAUCCGAUGCGCAUGAAGAACAGCCGCCACUACUCGAGUAUGCUGCUCGUUAUUGGGGGCAUCAUCUUGACCUCACCCCCCGCGAAGAUAUAGGCAAGGUUGAAGCCGAUGCAAUGAAGUUCCUGCAAAACUCCGCCAGUCUUGAACGCUCGUUUUUUUCCCUUCAUCCUACCAAGAAGAAAUCAUUUGAAGGCAUAUCCGGUCUGCAUGCAUUAGUCUACUUCAACCUCCCUUAUUGGGCGAAGCGUCUCAUCUCGGAAUCGGGAGUCGACGUAAACAUGGAAAGCUCAAAUGGCCAGACUCCUCUCCACUGGGCGGUUAGAUAUGGUCACCUUCAGCUCGUUCAGGUCCUCUUGCGGAACUCGGCAAACCCGAAUAAAUACGAUAACAAACAGCAAACUCCGCUCCAUGAAGCUCUGAUCAAGCCAGUAGCCAACGAGGACGCGAAUAUCGCCAGAGAACUGGUCAAAUACGGAGCUAGAUCGGAGCUAAAGAACUCUCGAGGUUACUCUGCGAUGACUUUUGCGAUCAAGUAUGGGCCCACUUCAAUCGCAAAGAUUUUGAUCGAAAGUCAAAAGGACUUGGACGCCGAAGCCUUCGACGGCUACAGCAUGUUGAGACAGGUCUACUGUCACGGUCGAGAGAUGCUAGAAAAACGCAACACCGAAGAUAGCAACACGGACGGAUCCAAACCACUCAAACGAGCCGUCGAGAGACAUGCUCAGCAGUUGAUAGAUCUAUUAUUGGACAGAGGCGCGAGCCUGAACCAGCCCUCUAGGGAUGAAUGGACUCCUCUGAAACAUGCAAUCCUACACAUGUAUAACGAUCCAUCGAAGAUUGAGAAGCUACUGAAGAGAGACCCCCGUCCGUCAGACCCCAACCUAGGGGCUGGGGGAGAAACACCACUUCGACUAGCAAUCACCACAAAUAGGCCAUCAAUAGUGAAACUCCUCAUCGAUCAUGGGGCUGAUCAGAACUUGGUCGUUGACGACAACGGAUCAACACCUUUGAUUUAUGCAAUAAUCAAGGAGCAUAGAGACGUGGUUUGGGUUCUCCUUGAAGCAGGAGCAUCUGUGGAUACCAAAGACAAUCAAGGACGCACCGCCCUUGUUCACGCAGUCAUGAAGAACGACGAAAGCAUUGCAUGGUUGCUCAUUUCCAAGGGGGCUUCGAUAGAAUACCCCGUUCACGACUAUCCGAACCUGUUUUGCUGGUGUCUUGCACAUGGAAAGCUAUCCCUGGCAAUGCUUGUUUCCCAACAAGCAAAUGUCACGGAUGCUCCUGAUGCCAAAAGAGAGAGGCCCCUACACUGGGCCGCGAAAAGCGGCCUCCUUGAAGCAGUGAGAUUUUUACUUCGAUAUGGUGUCAUGAUAGAUGCCAAAGACUCCGAAGAGAGAACGCCACUUAUUCUCGCUACUCUCAUGGAAGAAAUGCGCAUCGUGGACGCGUUGCUCAAAUGCGGCGCAGCAGUGGACGCUCAUGAUAAGGCAGGCGUAACUGCGCUUCACCACGCUGCUAGAUUAGGAUUCCACGAUAUUGUGCAAUUGCUUCUGGACUGGGGCUGCGACAGGAAUCUGGCAGAUUUCCAUGGGUUCAAUGCACUCCAUCAUGCAGUUAACAGUGAUGAUGCCGACACAGAAAUUGUGCGUCUUCUAGCCCAAGGUGGGCUCAAAAGAGAGGACAAGGCUCGCCAGCUGCAACGGGGAGCAGCGAAUAUGGGUAUAUCAAGAAGCAAGAGAUGA
This is a messenger RNA of Colletotrichum costaricense, 2457 nucleotides long. RefSeq lists its product as uncharacterized. Bases 1 to 2457 code for a protein of 818 amino acids. Lineage: Eukaryota; Fungi; Ascomycota; Sordariomycetes; Glomerellales; Glomerellaceae. The record is from RefSeq and is a predicted model, not a curated record. Gene Ontology annotation, molecular function: protein binding. The transcript is spliced from 3 exons.